Messenger RNA from Closterium sp. Naga37s-1, 858 nucleotides. NCBI's taxonomy places the organism in Eukaryota, Viridiplantae, Streptophyta, Zygnematophyceae, Desmidiales, Closteriaceae. The record is from the annotation of a GenBank genome assembly.
AUGCGCGGCGCGGGUGCGUACUGCGGCGCGGUGGGAUUGCCUCCGUCCCUCUCCAGCCCUGGACUAUCGAAUACGUGUCUGGUGGCGCAGGCGGCGGCGGCGGCGGCUUCCGCCCCUCCGCCGCUCCCCGCGCACUGCCCGGUGGUGGACGCGCACCUGCACGUGUGGGCCAGCGACGCGGAGGCGCGCGCGUUCCCCUUCCAUCCAGGGCAGGAGCCCACCAUUCCGGGGGACGUUGCGCUGCUGCUCAAGAGCAUGGAGGAGGCGGGAGUGCAGGGCGCCAUGAUCACGCAGCCCAUCAACCACAAGUUCGACCACUCAUACGUCACCCACGCCAUGCGCCAGCACCCCUCGCGUUUCAUUGGGAGCUGCCUUGCUGACCCCACCCCGGGGGGAGGGGGUGUGGGGGAAUUAGAGAGACUCAUUCAAGAGGAAGGGUACCAAUGUGUGCGCUUCAACCCAUACCUCUGGCCCGAUGGAGAAAAGAUGACCAACGGAGUGGGGCAGGAAAUGUUUUCCGGGGCAGGCGAGCUUGGUGCUCCUGUUGCAUUCAUGUGCUUCAAGGGCUUCCACCUGCAUGCGGAGGAGAUAGAGCAGCUGUGCACAGCGCACCCCCACACACGCGUCAUCCUUGACCACUUUGGCUUCUGCCGCAACCCCAACCACCCCUCCGCCACCCCUGCCGACCGCACCACAUGGGAUCGCCUGCUCUCGCUCGCCCGCUUCCCUCAGGUGAAUGUAAAGACAUCGGCGCAUUUCCGAGUGUCACGAGAGCCUUACCCCUACGCGGACACGUGGGAGCAAGUGCGGGAUUUAAUCAAGACGUUUGGAGCACACAGGCUGUUAUGGGGAAGGUAG